CAGAGAGACACGCAGAGGAACUGUGACUCUCCUUUGUGAGCAACCUCCUCCUCUCCUGUCUCAGAGAGCACUCCUGUACCUCCUUCUCAGCAACUCAAAGAAACAGGCACCAUGUCAAGCACCAGGUCUUUCAGCUACAGCAUCGGUGGUGGUGCUGGUAGUGGUGGCUCCAUCAGGAAGUCUUACUCCAGCCAGUCAGCCUAUGCAGUUCCCGUCGGCUCUAGCAGAGUGAGCGUGUCCAGUGUCAGGAGAUCUGGAGUGGGUGCUGGUCCAGGCUUCGGUGCAGGAUUCGGUUCUGGAGGUGGCAACUACGGCUUCAGCAGCAGCAGCAGCAUGAGUGGAGGCUAUGGUGGUAGCUUUGGUGGAAGUGGUGGCUUCAUUCCACCUCCCAUCACUGCUGUAACCGUCAACCAGAGCCUGUUGGCCCCCCUCAACCUGGAAAUUGACCCCACAAUUCAGGCUGUCCGCACACAGGAGAAAGACCAGAUCAAGACCCUCAACAACCGUUUCGCCUCCUUCAUUGACAAAGUGCGUUUCCUGGAACAGCAGAACAAGAUGCUGGAGACCAAAUGGAGUCUCCUCCAGGAACAGACCACCACCCGCUCCAACAUCGACGCUAUGUUUGAGGCCUACAUUUCUAACCUGCGCAGACAGCUCGAUGGCCUGGGAAAUGAGAAGAUGAAGCUGGAAGGAGAGCUGAGGAACAUGCAGGGCAUGGUUGAGGACUUCAAGAACAAGUACGAAGAUGAGAUCAACAAGCGUGCUUCAGUAGAGAAUGAGUUUGUUCUGCUCAAGAAGGAUGUUGAUGCAGCCUACAUGAACAAGGUUGAGCUUGAAGCCAAGGUUGAUGCUCUUCAGGAUGAAAUCAACUUCCUCAGGGCAGUCUAUGAGGCUGAACUGCGUGAGCUCCAGUCUCAGAUCAAGGACACAUCAGUUGUUGUAGAGAUGGACAACAGCAGAAACCUGGACAUGGACGCCAUUGUGGCUGAAGUUCGUGCUCAGUAUGAGGACAUCGCCAACCGAAGCCGUGCCGAAGCAGAGAGCUGGUACAAACAGAAGUUUGAGGAGAUGCAGAGCUCUGCUGGUCAGUACGGUGAGGACCUCCGCUCAACCAAGGCUGAGAUCGCAGACCUCACCCGCAUGAUCGCCCGCCUGCAGAAUGAGAUUGAUGCCGUCAAGGGACAGCGUGCCAACUUGGAGGCUCAAAUCGCUGAGGCUGAGGAGCGUGGAGAGCUGGCAGUGAAGGACGCCAAGCUCCGCAUCAAAGACCUUGAGGAAGCCCUUCAGAGGGCCAAGCAAGACAUGGCCCGCCAGGUGCGCGAGUACCAGGAGCUCAUGAACGUCAAACUGGCCCUGGACAUUGAGAUCGCCACCUACAGAAAGCUGCUGGAAGGAGAGGAGAGCAGACUGUCCAGCGGUGGAGCUUCAGCCACCAUUCAUGUGCAGCAGACCUCUGGAGGUCUCUCAUCUGGUUUCUCUGGUAGCGGCUCUGGAUUCGGCUAUGGCGGUGGCUAUGGCGGUGGUUUCAGUAGCUCUUCAGGAUUUGGUGGUGGAUCAGGAUACGGUGGUAGCUCCAUCAGCAAAACCAGCGUCACCAGUGUCAGCAGUAAACGCUAUUAAGGAGAAGCGCCCCCAACCCAACCCGCCAUCCUGUCUUCCUUACCUGCAACUAGAUCACUCUGAACCUUCUUACAAAUCUAUGGUGCUAGCCAGACAGAUAUCCCCUGUUAAUGAGGAGAUGAGGACAAUGAUUUCUUAAACAUAAAAUAAGUUUUAGGUUGCUCUGUGUGUUGAUGGUAGUUACCCAUAACAUACAUCUCAUGUCUGGUGGCAUCACUGCCAUUUUAAAUAAUCAACCCAACUACACUAAAAUGACACCAGAAAGAAUGUAACAGAGAAUAUGUGCUCCCAGUCACUGAAUUGUUUUAGUUCUGCACUGAUAUGUAUGGGGAAAUUGAGACUUGAGUGAACUAUAUACACAUAGAAACCACUGAAGCCAUUUAGGCCCUUCACAACAAUAGGAUUUCAGUCUCAUUAGCAUAACCACAAGCAGUACCAUGGUUUCACUGGAUCAGGGAUGUGCUAUACAGGUCCUGAAAUUCCUGGUUGAAUGUUUUGUGCUGUUACAAGCUCCCAGCUGUUUUUUGUUAAUGAAUGACUUUUGUCAUUACGCAAUGGCUGUCAGGGAUAGUUUACCUAUUUGCUGUAAAAAAUACAAUACUGUCAGCCUGUAACUGAUGACAAGAACUUGUGGGCUUCCAAUGUCCAGUUACCUCACAUUCAAGGGAGAUCUGUUACAGCAAAAAACAGGCACAAUGGCAUUUCAUGGAUCAUCCCACCUAAACUUUGUGUACUUGCCCAGUUUUAAGAGAAGAGCUUCAUUUACUGUGUGGUGACUGUACUACCUUAUACUUUCCCCUGUAUUCAAACUGCUUCGAGAGCAUAUUUUCCAAUCCCUGUUAUAAAUGGAAAAAAUACAACGCAAAAAAAAAAAAUGAAACCAUGUUAAACCAGAUUUAUUUUGUAUUGAUUGACCUGACACCAACUUUAAUUCUGAAUACAAUAAAUCUGAGACUACAA
This is a messenger RNA of Carassius auratus (goldfish), 2580 nucleotides long. It is a transcript of the gene krt4, whose product is annotated as keratin 4. Gene Ontology annotation, biological process: keratinization; intermediate filament organization. Gene Ontology annotation, cellular component: keratin filament. Gene Ontology annotation, molecular function: structural constituent of skin epidermis. Bases 112 to 1620 code for a protein of 502 amino acids. Lineage: Eukaryota; Metazoa; Chordata; Actinopteri; Cypriniformes; Cyprinidae. The transcript is spliced from 9 exons. The record is from RefSeq and is a predicted model, not a curated record.